Molecule: messenger RNA, 1294 nt
Organism: Aspergillus caelatus
Lineage: Eukaryota; Fungi; Ascomycota; Eurotiomycetes; Eurotiales; Aspergillaceae
Product: SDR family NAD(P)-dependent oxidoreductase
Exons: 1
Coding region: 380-1294 (304 amino acids)
Source: RefSeq, a predicted model, not a curated record
GGUGAUUCACGCAUGUCAAACAGAUAUCGGAAAGUGUUUAUUUAGUACAACAUUUGGUGCCAUAUGAAGAGACAUCAUGUCAUCCGCCUGGUUGGCCAAUGGCCGUACCCUGAUAAUGGGUAGGACUCCUAGCCAGCCCAUCAUAGACGGUUGCCUCAGGCAACGAUCACCCCGCCUGCAAGGUGGACUGCCUCGCUUCUUGAGGCAUUAGCCCUUUGCCGUACAUUCAUCUUUGGCAAGCACAGCACAGCCUCGGAGGCAACAAUUGGCCCAUCCUUUAAUUAAUCAAUCACAAUCUUACCACAAGCCUGAUCCUUUCAUAAUACGGUCCGACCCCACCUGGCAGGCUUCAGUCUUCGCGUGCUACAACAAGUCAACAAUGUCUAGCAAAGCUGAGCUUUCCGGAGGCAACUUUACGUCCACACAUCAUUCUACGACCUACGACUACAUUUCGCCACUUAAGCUAGAUUUAAGCGGUAAACAUGUUCUGAUCACUGGCGCCGCUUGGGGAGACGGCGUAGGAUAUGCCACAGCUACGGCUUUUGCGCGUGCAGGAGCGUCUGCGAUAGCCGUAGCUGACCUACAUGGCGUGUCCAGCGAUCUAGUCGUGCAACUAAAGUCGGCUGCAGUACAAGCCGGUCGUCCUGAGCCUAUGGUUUUAAGCUGCAUGGUUGAUAUCACAAGGCGAGAUAGUGUUCAAGCAAUGCAUAGCACAGUGUCGCAGGGGUUUUGUGGGCGUUUGGAUAUUGUCGUGAACAACGCAGCCCAUAUGGAACCAUACGAGCCAUUCCUUGAUUCAGACCCGGAUGUGUACUGGCGAACAUAUGAAGUUAACGUUCAUGGACUAUUCAACAUGGCGCGCGCAUUUCUCCCCAUGCAACUGUCAAGCCGUUCUAACACUAAUAAUAGUUCAUACAUAAUGAUCAAUGUAGCCUCUUCAGGCGCAUUAAACGCUCGGUCUGGGAGCGGGAGUUACCGAAGUUCAAAGCUUGCGAUCUUAAGGUGGACUGAGACCUUACAGUUGGAAUAUGGCGAAAAAGGACUUUUAACAUUUUGUGUGAAUCCAGGCGCGAUUAAGACAAAGAUUAGUGAGGGCGUAUUGCCGGGCAUGGUGCGGGAUGGAUUUCCUGACUCCCCAGAUAUAGCUGGCGAUACAAUUGCAUGGUUGGCUGCCGAGCGCAGGGAGUGGCUAAGGGGAAGAUACGUGAGCUGUCCAUGGGAUAUGGAGGAGCUCAUGAAGAACAAGGACGAAAUCGUGGAGAAAGACAAGCUUAAGAUGAGAAUGGUCUUUUAA